CAGCCCUCCAGCCACCGCUCCGCAGAUAACAUGGUCUUGUGCCGCCGCUGACAGUCGUUUUUGUCCACCGUCAUAUUCUCCGACUCUCCAGCCCUGAUCAACACGUCCCUUGCCUCGCUGGGCCAUACACAACAAUGUGCCUUGUCAAAGUGCACGAGGAGCCCGACAUUGCGGUGCCCUACCGCGUUCACCGGGAGCCGCCGCGGAGACGCUCGACCCGCGUCUCGCGCACCUACAUCGAAGAAGAGCGGCGGCGCCCUCCGUCGGUCGUAUCGCACCACCACCACUCGUCGCAACACUUCGCCAGAGUCUCCAACCCGCCCGCCCUGCAAGUCCCGCCGCCGCAGCCCGUGCCUGUCUUUGUGCAGCCUCCACCGCAUUCCGUGCCAGUGCCAGUGCCGCCGCCGCCGCCGCCGCCUCCGCCCACCGCGCCUCGCGUCCCCAGCCCGCCGCCGUCAGCGCACUACGUCGAGGUCAGCCCGCGCAGCAGCUACAGUUCGUCGGACCGCGGCAACGAGUACGUUCUGCGCGAGCGCGAGGUUCGGCGCGAGCGGCGCGAGUACGAGCACUCGCCGGCGCGCAGCAGCUACACAGACUAUCGCCGCAGCAGAGGGCCGGAGUACGAGACGUUCCGCUACAUUGAGCCGCCGGAGGAGAGGCGCGAGCCACGUUGGGCUGGCGGUAGGGACAGGAGCAGGUCGCGCGACUACCGAGCGGACGACCCCCGGGCCAGCUACCGGAGCACGCGGAUCGAAGUGCACAAUUCCAGGAGAGGAGGGGAUAGGGACUAUUAUAGGUAGCCAGUGCGGGAUUUAUGACCGGGGAGUGGAGGGAAGGGAAGGGGAUGUUGACAUUUACAAAUGUUGUAAUUCCGGAGCGGUAGAGAGGGAGAGAGCCUUGAUUCCUUCUACUUCGUAUAUAGAGAUACGUGCAAUGAUUCGGUUGCGGCUUGGAUGCGCCAGGGUCCAAUGACGACGGUGAUCCAAGGUUACCCGAAACCAUGGCGGAACAGCUCACUAGCUGAGACCUUGAUCGCCCCGAGCCGCAAGCUCUCAAA
This is a messenger RNA of Aplosporella prunicola CBS 121167, 1057 nucleotides long. RefSeq lists its product as uncharacterized. Bases 135 to 800 code for a protein of 221 amino acids. The transcript has a single exon. The record is from RefSeq and is a predicted model, not a curated record. NCBI's taxonomy places the organism in Eukaryota, Fungi, Ascomycota, Dothideomycetes, Botryosphaeriales, Aplosporellaceae.